GGAGGGAAGUGGGUGGAGGUGUGGUUGUGAGUGUUUGUGCGUUCCUUGGCGGCGAGGGCUGAGUCUGACAUUUGGAACGUAGAGAGCAGAAGGAAUUGGGCUUCAACAGAAAGGCUACCAUCAAAAAUCAUCAUGUUGGUUCUUCUAGCUGGAAUCUUCCUCCUUCACCUCACCAGCAUCAUCCUCCUCCUGGUGGCAACUAUAGACAAUGCCUGGUGGGUGACAAAAAUUGUGUCCACUGAUGUGUGGGCCAGGUGGAUACUGACCAAUGGAACCUGGAGCUCCAACGAUCUCCCCGGCCAGUACCCUCAAGAAUACCUCCAGGCAGUGCAGGCUAGCUCCAUUUUGGCCUGCAUAUUCUCUUCCCUUGGCCUGUUUGUGUUUGUGGGACAGCUCUUCACUCUGUCAAAGGGACAGAGAUUCACCUUCUCUGGCAUCUUCCAGCUCCUAGCCUGCCUGUGCAUCAUGAUCGCUGCCUCCAUCUACACAGACAUCUUUCACAAGAAUGAAUCUGAUGGUUGGUAUGGCCACUCCUUCAUUCUGGCCUGGAUCUCCUUUGCGUUCACCUUCAUCUCCAGUAUAAUCUACUUUGUCCUGCGAAAGAAGACCGCAAACUAGAAGCAGAAGACUAGCCCAAACCCAAGGGACAGGCUCAAUAUCUUACGAUCGGAUUGUUUUUUGUACAAUUAGGUAUGGAUAUGAGUGUGGGAUGCAAAAGGGGAGAGUUAUCCACAGAUUUUCUGGCUUGAAUUUUGAUUCAUGUAUCUCUUUCGGUUCCCUGAAGUGUGUCUAAACAUAUUGUAAUAAGUUACCUGUUCUGCCCACAGUUAUAACUUACCUGUCCUGCCCACAGUUAUAACUUACCUGUCAUGCCCAUAGUUAUAACUUACCUGUCCUGCCCACAUAGUAAUAACCUACCUGUCAUGCCCAUAGUUAUAACUUACCUGUCCUGCCCACAUAGUAAUAACCUACCUGUCAUGCCCAUAGUUAUAACUUACCUGUCCUGCCCACAUAGUAAUAACCUACCUGUCCUGCCCACAUAGUAAUAACCUACCUGUCCUGCCCACAUAGUAAUAACCUACCUGUCCUGCCCACAUAGUAAUAACCUACCUGUCCUGCCCACAUAGUAAUAACCUACCUGUCCUGCCCACAUAGUAAUAACCUACCUGUCCUGCCCACAUAGUAAUAACCUACCUGUCCUGCCCACAUAUUACCAAGUCCAUGUUUAGUUUUCGAUAUAAAGUGGGACAACAUUUUCAAAGUGAAUGAAACUUUUACAGCCCUCAUAUAUUUGUUGAAGGUAUAGGGGAGUCAGAGAGUAUAGACCGACAGUAUCUCAUUAUUUCAGAAUCAUAGUCCUGAACUAUUCUUGCUUACAUUUGAUUUAUUUCUCAAUUAGGCUCAUAAUAAAACAAGGCCAAAACUCUCAAAACCAGAAGAAUGAAUUGACUAGUGUCGCAAACAGAAUCCAAUUUGAGAAACAGUCAACGAUCAUUACCCCGUUUGACCUACAGUCCUACUGUAGUGUGCUGAAUAAGACAAACAUAUUAUGCAUUUGCCGAUGUCCAUACAUUGAAUGGAACAUUAGUACUAACCUCACUGCUAAAUGGACCACUCCCCUUUUUAGUUAUGUCAUUAUUUUUGCCAAUUAUUUUAUGCUUUGUACCAUUAGUCUUAUUGUGUAGGUUAACUUCCGUUUGUCUGAAUCAACCUAUUCCCCCAGACAGACAGACGGAUUGAUCUUGAGUGCCUUGAAAUCUGACAGAGCAUAUUUGCUCGAUGCACAUUGAGAUGUGUAAAUAUGAACAUGUUUGGUUACACAUUGUGCUUUGUAUGUCUAAUGCAAUUUUAUUUUUGUUACUAUUAUCAGUAUGAUAAUAAUUUGUAUUAAAACCUGAUUUAAAUCUAA
Molecule: messenger RNA, 1909 nt
Organism: Oncorhynchus gorbuscha (pink salmon)
Lineage: Eukaryota; Metazoa; Chordata; Actinopteri; Salmoniformes; Salmonidae
Product: epithelial membrane protein 2-like
Exons: 5
Coding region: 133-618 (161 amino acids)
Cellular component (GO): plasma membrane
Source: RefSeq, a predicted model, not a curated record